Messenger RNA from Acaulospora morrowiae, 342 nucleotides. The record is from the annotation of a GenBank genome assembly. NCBI's taxonomy places the organism in Eukaryota, Fungi, Glomeromycota, Glomeromycetes, Diversisporales, Acaulosporaceae.
AUAUUUUUAUGACUUGGUAAUUGAAACAUUGAAUGAUGAUAAUUUGAUAAUUGGUAAAGAUGGAAUUGUCAUGGAAAUAGAUGAAUCAAAAUUUUGUAAGGGAAAAGAUACUGACGAAAUUUGGGUGUGGUUGAUUGAAGGAAUGCAGAGACGAUUAGAGAUAUUGUGUCAAAAUACAUUAAACCAGGCCAACGGCCGAUUGGAUCUGGUGGCAUUCGCCCAGGUCCAGGUCACUCUUUGGAGAUAUGGCAUGGCAGAGCCAGCCAUAUCAAUCAAGUAUUAUUAUGUAAUAGUUAAAAAAGUAACAAACCUGAAAAAAUUAGCAGGCGUUACUUUAUGCAG